This is a messenger RNA of Pelodiscus sinensis (Chinese soft-shelled turtle), 1748 nucleotides long. The record is from RefSeq and is a predicted model, not a curated record. NCBI's taxonomy places the organism in Eukaryota, Metazoa, Chordata, Testudines, Trionychidae.
GGAGUAGAUAGUGGAAGAUGGUUUCACUUUUGCAUUUAUUCUUUUUAAUUGUAUUCAAUGCAGUGAGAUUUCAGUGGAGGGUAGUGGCUCUGGGUGUCUUAAAUUGCUGGAGAACUUACCUCUUUGAAUUUGUUUAAAGCUAAAUUUUGUGAUGAACUCAGCCAUUGUUUUAAAUGCAGCAAACUAAAGAGGGUAAACUGACUGAAUUUUCAGAAAGCCGGAAGGAAGGAAUUUUUACAUUGCCUUUUCUUUACAGGAUGAUCUACUACCUGGACCCUUCUGUUCUUUCAGGUGUCUCUUGUUUUGUCAUGUUCAUGUGUUUGGCUGACUAUCUUGUUCCUGCUCUUGCUCCUCGAAUUUUUGGCUCUAAUAAAUGGACCACAGAACAACAGCAAAGAUUCCAUGAAAUUUGCAGCAACCUAGUAAAAACUCGUCGCAGAAUUAUUGGCUGGUGGAAACGUAUCUUCACACUGAAGGAAGAAAAGCCUAAAAUGUACUUCAUGACCAUGCUCUGUUCUCUUGCUGGGAUUGCUUGGGUAGGACAGCAAGUUCAUAAUCUGUUCCUCACCUACCUUAUUGUGAGUUUUCUAUUGCUGUUUCCUGGAUUAAACCAACAUGGAAUCAUUACAAAGUAUGUUGGAAUGGCAAAAAGGGAAAUUAACAAACUUCUCAAGCAAAAGGAGAAGAAAAAUGAAUGAAGCAUCACUGGCUAAUUAAUCUACAGCAUAAGGUGUCCCUGGGAACAGUUUCUAGAAUUUAUGUAUACUUAAUGUUAUAGAAGCAGUUAUUUUGCUCCUUGGCUCUAAUUUAAAAUUGGGUCCCUAUUCAGCAGAAAUGCUAUUCUUACAACAGCUGUAUUUCAUGUUUGCUCUGGUAGUGACAUAGUUUUGUGUCCGACUGCUGAUCGUAUCUAGGAAAAUCCUAUUUUAUACAAUGAGAAGCAGCCCUGAACUUGGUAUAAAUGCCAUACAAGUGGCAAGUCUCUUACGCACAUACUAAAGCACAAGAAUUGGCACUUUUGUAGUGUAUGGAUAGUAUUCUCAUCAUGAAGUAUCCCCUUUGCGAAGUUAGUAGUGCUUCCCCACCAUCAAUAUGCUACUGAUCAGUGGUGGCAGAUAGUAGCAAAGUAUGUGAUUUAAGAACUAGUUAAUUUGCAUAGAGACUUCCGCUACUGAUUCUAGUGGGAAGAGACCAAUUACCAUUCUUCAUUCCCAUUCAAUUCAUUCUGCGCAAGUGCCUGCAGAAAUAUGGCUGAAAGUGAAUCUGUUGCCUAGCUAAAGUAAUUUGUUUCUGUUGGCUAGCAUAGUCAGUUGAAUAAACCAUGGAUUAUUUCUGACAAAUAGGGCUCCUGAACACUUAAAUUGUGAAUUUAGUCACUAGCUGUAGUAAUGUUACUGUCAAUUCAUUGCACUGAAACUAUGUUGAAAGUGGACUAGGGUAUAAUUACCCUAACAGUCAAUUAUUUUGAAAACUGCUGUAAUGGAGUCAUGUAACCUGUCUGGUUUUAUAUAUGUUGUCUGUUCAUAGAUGUAGUAGCUGUAUCUGUCUCGUGUAAAUAAGCCUCUUCUGAGCUAUGACUUCAGUUUUUAAAAGCAUACUUCUAUUUCCUCAAGUAAAAAGCUGAAAGAUGUGUUAACAUAUCAAGGCAUCUUAAAAGUUGAACAUUGUUUUAAAAUGAUCCCUGUCUUAACUGUAAAACAGGUAAAUCAUGUUACCUUUUAGUUUAAAAUAUAGACUUGAGAACUGUU